Messenger RNA from Metarhizium acridum CQMa 102, 1959 nucleotides. RefSeq lists its product as uncharacterized. NCBI's taxonomy places the organism in Eukaryota, Fungi, Ascomycota, Sordariomycetes, Hypocreales, Clavicipitaceae. Gene Ontology annotation, biological process: regulation of DNA-templated transcription. Gene Ontology annotation, molecular function: DNA-binding transcription factor activity, RNA polymerase II-specific; acetyltransferase activity; zinc ion binding. The record is from RefSeq and is a predicted model, not a curated record.
AUGUCUACCUUCACAGCCUUGAACGGAGGCUCACCCAAGACAAAUGAACCACCCACCGACAGCUCAGAAAGGGCAUUCUCCUCAGAUGAACGAGUUCCAGCGUCAAGCAAAAAUUAUCGACACAAGUCACCAGAAACCCAGCCCAGUCGCAAUGACACCUGGAAAGGACAUACCACGGAUCGUCAACCCCUUCCGACAAUAAAGUAUCCGGAAGGCGAAGGCCCACACAAACGGAAGCGGUCGGGUUCUGCUGAGCUUAGACGCGACAGCAGAGCUCACGAGCGUACUCCAGAAGACACACCCAGUGCAUCUCACAAUGAGUCUCGGGAGGCGUACGGUACGCCCCAGCGAGAAAGCAGGCACUAUAGCGACGAUCAAAGAGAGAAGGAAACCUCAUGGAAAAGCCAGGAACAAUCACGAGAAGAGAGAAAUGGAUAUAAUUCACAACAAAAUUCGGCAACGUCACCACGGGGACAGACUGAGGAACAAAUUGGCGAUGCUCUCCGGAGAGCUACAAGUCAGGUGGAUCAUAGUGACUAUGGCAACACCAGCCCCGAUGCCGAAGACCGGCCCGGCGGCACGUACGGAAGCCCUUACGGCACCGAGCACAGAUCAGAUUCCAUUAUUCAACAUGACCCAAAAAAGCGCAAGAGAAACUUUAGCAAUCGAACCAAGACCGGUUGUCUGACAUGUCGCAAAAGAAAGAAGAAGUGCGAUGAGCAAAAGCCUGAAUGCAGCAAUUGCAUUCGGGGGGGAUUUCUUUGCGCGGGAUACCCACCACAGCGGGGAGCCGGAUGGCCAAAACAAGAUGCAAAAACACCUGCUGUACCUCUCGAGUCGAAGGACCCGUCUUAUGUUCCUCCUGGAGCGUACGGCAUGCCGCAGCAUGGCACGUAUGGGCCGCAGCCCGUCAAACGCGAACCACUACCCCAUUAUCGUGGCCAGAUCCUUCGCAUAGACACCCCACAAGGCCGACCUCUGGCCACGGAUGACGACCGGCCAACAGCAUCAACAAUAUCAACAAUGACAAGCGCGUCUGCCACAAGUCCAGAGAACAAAUUGUCCGCAAUUCCGUAUACUCCUGGAAAUGUUUUCCCUACACCAGUCAGCGCCAAUACGCAGCCUCCCCCCUUUGGAGAAAGGAUGCCCAAAGACUACCAAAGAGUACCACCUCUACAUGACCUCAACAGAGGCAAUGAGCCGGAGACGCCGCACCCAGGUAAUCACCUACCGCAAAUCAACAUCCUACAUCCAACCCGCACGAGUAGCCCGACACCACAUCCACAGUCUUCGUCAUCAAAUGCUCAAGUUGCUGCGCAGCUGGCUUUGUCUCACCCACAAUAUCCACAGCGGAGAACUCAGAAGGAAGAAAUGCUCUCUGGACGGCACUACUAUCCCUUUGAUAAAGAGUUGUGUCUAGAACGAGAACGCUGUGCAGCCGCAUGUUGGCGGUUUAACAAUCUGACUACACCACCGACAAAUGGUGUAUCGCCCGAUGAACGAGCGCGCCUCUUUUUAGAAAUACUGCAACCCCGAGAUCCCGUGCGUGUGUCUCCCACGGAAGCAUCUCCGGUCACAAAUGUAGGCCGUGUGGGUCGACAUGUCGCCGUUGAGACGCCAUUCACCUGCGACUAUGGCUACAACAUUUCGAUUGGCCACCACGUGGUAAUUGGUAGGAACUGUACUAUCAACGAUGUCUGCGAAGUCAAGAUAGGAGACAAUUGUGUGAUUGGGCCCAACGUCAGCAUUUUUACCGCUUCACUGCCCAUUGACCCUAAGAAACGUCUAGGCGGCCAGGGGCCUCAGUUUGGGCGUGGAAUCACCAUUGAGCAAGAUUGCUGGAUUGGUGGCGGCGCUAUCAUUCUACCCGGCCGAACCAUUGGAAAGGGAAGCACUGUCGGAGCUGGAUCUAUUGUUACAAAUGUUCGUUCGCAAGACCCCCAUCUCUUGUUUUGCUAG